Mercenaria mercenaria is the source of this 527-nucleotide messenger RNA. RefSeq lists its product as uncharacterized. The coding region runs from base 1 to 483 and encodes 160 amino acids. The record is from RefSeq and is a predicted model, not a curated record. NCBI's taxonomy places the organism in Eukaryota, Metazoa, Mollusca, Bivalvia, Venerida, Veneridae. The transcript has 3 exons.
AUGAUUGAGCAUAAUUCAAGGACACAGUACACUCAACAUGUAGUACAUGGAAACCAUGUGAGAUUUUUUUUUUUUUUAAUUUUAGGAAGUGGUCAUUAUGGUCGGGGCAAACGACAAAUAGGAUCAAAACCAGCAGCAGCUGUCGUAGCCGAUAUAGAAAGGUUGUGUUCGAAACUGCAUAAUGAAUCACCGAGUGCCACACUCCUUGUCUCUGAAGUGUUACCGAGAUCACACAACCUUUUCCCUGGUAACCAGACGAAGCAGUAUCAUCUCGAUCGUUGGAACCAUGAUGCAGGCAUGGUCAACCGCAAUCUCCGCAGCCUAGCUAAGAUGGUCUCUUGGCUACAAGUCAUUGAGCAGCCUGAAUUUCAUACAAUGUUUGGUAAGUUUCAUUCAUGUUUACAAGCAAAAUGUUUCCUUGUAAAUAUAAAAGACCCGGGGCUCAUAAUGCCGGCUGCCACAUUUUCCAUUAUGAACACAUAAUAUAUCAAUUUCUUGUUAAAUCCUAUCUCUGAUAAUAAUUGUUU